This is a messenger RNA of Anguilla rostrata (American eel), 1546 nucleotides long. RefSeq names its product iodothyronine deiodinase 1 (gene dio1). The transcript is spliced from 4 exons. Gene Ontology annotation, molecular function: thyroxine 5'-deiodinase activity. Gene Ontology annotation, biological process: thyroid hormone metabolic process. The record is from RefSeq and is a predicted model, not a curated record. NCBI's taxonomy places the organism in Eukaryota, Metazoa, Chordata, Actinopteri, Anguilliformes, Anguillidae.
CGCCUGCUUAAUGUUUCUUUGUCGUCAUAUGGAAAACGGCCAAAUACUGGAGUUGUAGUGAAUUUAUAUUGUCGUGUUAGGAUUUGAUCAAUAUUCCACACAAUGCAGAGGCUAAUUGUUUACCUGACGAGUAUACUUCUCGUUUUCUAUAUGCUUAUGCAGACCCUGGUUUUGCGAAUGUUGUCGAUUGUUGCACCUGGAUUGGCGAAGAGAAUUCUGCUAAAGCUUGGCGAACGAGUUACUAUGACCCAGAAUCCAAAGUUUAAAUAUGAAGACUGGGGACCUACGUUUGCAACGCUGACUUUUGUAAAAACGGCUCUCGGACACCUAUGGAUCUCUCUCGGAGACGAAGCGUUUGUUGGAGACAGAGCACCAAAUACUCCGGUUGUCACCUUAGACGGGAGACAGGGGCGAAUAUACGAUUUUUUAAAAGAUAACAGACCCCUGGUAUUAAGCUUUGGAAGUUGUACCUGACCUCCGUUUCUCUUCAAGCUGGAUGAAUUCAAACAGCUUGUCAAGGACUUCGGUGCUGUGGCAGAUUUCCUUGUUGUGUACAUUGCUGAGGCACAUGCAACAGAUGGCUGGUCUUUUGCAAACAACGUCGAUAUAAAAAAUCACGCAAAUCUUCAGGAACGUUUAGCUGCAGCUCAGGUCCUUGUGAAGGAAAACCCCCUGUGUCCCAUCGUUGUGGAUGAAAUGACUGACAUUACAGCAUCAAAAUAUGGAGCUUUGCCAGAACGGCUCUAUGUCCUGCAGUCAGGAAAGGUGAUAUAUAAGGGCAAGAGGGGUCCAUGGGGAUACAAUCCUGAGGAGGUGCGAAGAGUUCUGGAAAAGAUUAACUAGAACUCAUUUACAACAGAACACUUGUACAACAUAUCAACAAGCCAUCUUCUAUAAGAACUGUCAUUGUUCCAAGAAUCCACAUAUUUGUGACCUCUUUUGUAUUUAUUUUUGAUGAUUACAGAUCAAACCUUUGGCCACUGUAAUCUGAUUAUUCGAAAUAUAAAAAGAGGUGUCACAGUAUUGGUGGUACUAUUAAUCACUACAGUAGCUGAUUUAAAAUGUGAGUGUAUAUGCAUUUUGAGAGGCAUUGGAAUUGGAGAGGCAUGAUUAAAUUCUGCAUUCAAGCAUGUUAAGUGAAAAAUUCAAACAUUUAAAUUACUACAUGAAAUUUAUAGUGUAAAAUAUGACUUUUAUUUAAAUGUAAUCUUAUGUUAAUAGAUUAAAAAAGGGAUAUUUUCCAUAUGCCAUCUUUGAUGGAAACUGCCAGCAUUCCAAGAUUCCUCAUCAUUUUUGUGACAUUUUUCAUAUUUAUUUUUGAUGAUUACAGAUCAAACCCUUGGCCUCUGUAAUCUGAUGUGGAAAUGUGAAAUGAACUGUCACAGUAAUUGGUUGUAGUAUCAAUCAGUUUAAUGUAAUGUAACACCUUUGCACAUUGAGAGGUACUGGAAUUUAAUUAAUGUUUGCAUUUGGGAAUACUGAAUUCAAACAUGUGAAUCAAAUAUUCUAUUAACAUACAUUUAAAUAAAGAAGUUAUAAAACAAAA